Molecule: messenger RNA, 775 nt
Organism: Austrofundulus limnaeus
Lineage: Eukaryota; Metazoa; Chordata; Actinopteri; Cyprinodontiformes; Rivulidae
Product: claudin-like protein ZF-A89
Exons: 1
Coding region: 13-660 (215 amino acids)
Cellular component (GO): membrane; bicellular tight junction
Molecular function (GO): structural molecule activity
Source: RefSeq, a predicted model, not a curated record
AGCUUUUUAAUCAUGAGUGGGCAAGAUAUGGCAAAUACUGGGCUCCAGAUUUUUGGUGUACUGCUGGCAUGUGUUGGAUUUGUGGGCAGCAUCAUCAUCUGUGCCCUGCCGAUGUGGAAAGUUUCUGCUUUCAUUGGAAACAACAUCGUGACAGCCCAAGUCUUCUGGGAAGGUCUGUGGAUGAACUGUGUGCAGCAGAGCACCGGACAGAUGCAGUGCCAGGUAUACGACUCCAUGCUGGCUCUGCCCCACAACCUGCAGGCCGCUCGAGCUCUGGUUGUCAUCUCCAUCCUGGUUGCCUUCUUGGGACUCCUGCUCGCUGUCAUCGGUGGAAAGUGCACCAACUGCAUCGAGGACGAAGAGGCCAAGAGCAAGAUAGCCAUCGCUGCAGGUGUGUUCUUCAUCGUUGCUGGCGUUCUGUGCCUCAUCCCCGUGUCCUGGUCUGCCAACGAGACCAUCAGAGACUUCUACAACCCCAUGCUGAUGGACUCACAGAAGAGGGAGCUGGGAGCAUCUCUGUUCAUCGGCUGGGGAGCAGCAGGACUCCUCAUCAUCGGCGGGGCUCUGCUUUGCUGCCAGUGUAAGAAGAACAAUGACGGUGGCUACGCUGUGAAGUAUUCUGCUCCCCGCUCAGCAGCCAACACUGGAGCCUACGUUUAACACCUGACRGCUCUCUGUGCUGCUUUUAGAAAACUGAAGGAAACUUMAACUCAUGAAUUUUAAUGUAAACUUUGUCUUCACUUAUUUGUUUUAAUAAAUAUUUUAUAAGUCUUAA